Molecule: messenger RNA, 867 nt
Organism: Caenorhabditis briggsae
Lineage: Eukaryota; Metazoa; Nematoda; Chromadorea; Rhabditida; Rhabditidae
Exons: 5
Coding region: 1-867 (288 amino acids)
Source: RefSeq, a predicted model, not a curated record
AUGAGGCAUAUUCUAUUGCUCUCGAUUCUAACUGCGGCUAACGCCUUCUAUUACAAACGAACAAUGUAUGGAGAUGCAAAUGAAAAUGGGGGAAUGGCUACUCCAGAUUAUGUGAAUGCUUAUUAUGGAUUCCCAUCUGUUCCACCACCACAAGAACCACGUAGGCGGCCAUCGUUCAACAUGUAUCCACCACAAGGAUACUUCCGUAGAGAGCAUCCAUUUGAUUUUGGACCAUUCGGUUAUGCUAACUCAAGAGCUGGAGAUGCCAACAUGGGCGAGGAGAAAACCGAUCGUGAACUGGCCAUGAAGAACGCCAAACCAGGAUUCUGGAGACAAAGAGAAACCAUGGAAAGAAUUAAGAAAAUUAUUGAUGAACGAAGAAUGAAUAUGGAGCAGAAACACAUGCAAAUUAGAAGAGUUUUGUCAAAUGGAGAAGAAGAAAUGAGAUCCAAAUUUGCGGAUCUCCACAAAAGAUUGAUAAUGAAAAACAACAAAAUGGCUUCUUCCACAUCGGUUCCAGAAUUGAGCAAACAAGCGAAGAAACUCGAAAAGGAGGUCAAAAAAGUGAUGGAGAAUAAGAAAAUGAGUGUGGAGAAGAAGCAAGAAAAGUUGGACAAGCUUAUGCUAAAAGCUCCAGAAUCUGUGAAAAACGAGUUGAAUGCUAUUAACGACUCUGAAUCUUCUGCUCCACUUCCAGUGCCAGUUGCUCUUCCAUACCCAGCUCCAGGACAACAAGAGGCUCUCAAUCGUGCUAAUCCAUCAAUGGCUUCUCAACCCGAAGUCAUGAAUCGUGUUCAACAGACUCAGGCAGUCGUUGAAGCUCGACAGAUUCGAGUGUCCGAAGAUGGAAAGACAGUCGAAUUCUAA